Uncinocarpus reesii 1704 is the source of this 6939-nucleotide messenger RNA. RefSeq lists its product as uncharacterized. Bases 1 to 6939 code for a protein of 2312 amino acids. Lineage: Eukaryota; Fungi; Ascomycota; Eurotiomycetes; Onygenales; Onygenaceae. Gene Ontology annotation, cellular component: nucleus. The record is from RefSeq and is a predicted model, not a curated record. The transcript has 26 exons. Gene Ontology annotation, molecular function: protein binding; protein serine/threonine kinase activity. Gene Ontology annotation, biological process: protein phosphorylation; telomere maintenance; DNA damage checkpoint signaling.
AUGGCGGCGCAUAAUGGAACAAAACCGUCCCGCGUUGGACAGCCGUCUCUGAACCGAAGCGGGGAGCCUGCUUCUUCACUUAUUGCGGUGCAUUUGGCACCUCAUCUGGCAUCCGGAGGCAAUGGUGGUCAUACCAUUGAGCGUGAGACAUUUUCCCAAUUGCGCCGGGAAAUCCUGGGCCAGGACGAAAACGGCCAUGUCAACCUUGAUGACAGCCUCAGUGAUAUCCACACGCUCAUCUGCGUGGUUAUUAGAGCCGGCCUGGAACCAUUGCUCAAACGCCGGAAAUCAACUUUGCCUGAGGAUGACAUCCUUGGGCAGAUGCUGGAUUGUCUCGAUAUUGUGCAACUCGCCAUACAAAGGGCGCCGCAGGUCCUGCAGGAACCCUGUGACCCGGGCGUUUUAGGCGAGGAUACGGUACCGGCGCCCCUAUUUGCUUGGAUCAUUCCGCUUCAUAUAUCUCUACUCUGUGCAUGGGAUGAAAAAGCUGUUCGAGACAAGAUUUGCCGCGUGUUGUCAACCAUAUACAUGUCGCAAUUCAGGUCCGAUAGAUCAUGGCACUCAUCUCGCUCCAUCGUUUGGUUCCUUCGUGCGAGUGUGAUAGUUUCCAAGCGCUUACUCGGCAGCCCUUUGGUGGUGGUAAAAGCAUGUCUUCAAAUCUUAGAAGUAUUUAGCCACCCCUUGCCCUUACCAGCUUUUCAGUCACGCGCAUCAUUUAUUCGAGAGUGUCUCCUCUGGGAUCUGCAAUGCUACCAGAGGCUAUGGAAAUUGGAGUUUAGGUGGUUUGAACAGACAGGGACCCCGCAAGAAGAAGAGAGCAUCGUAACUCUUCUCACGAAUUUAAUCUUGCUGUCGAAAAAGUGCUUUUCGUGUUCGCAGCGGUUGAGUUUAGGUUUAAACCAGAGAAUGAUAUAUGCAUUGAUACAAAGCGGCGUUGACAUGUUAUCAUCACCUAAAUUACAACGCAGCCCUGACUUGCAGCAUGCUCUAAGCCAGCUUCUUAGCGAGCAUAUCAUAAUUACAAUGCUGGAAGGCAAUUAUUAUGCUCCGCUGCCGCAUCGGCGUACUUCCUCUCAGGCGCUCCUCCGGACGAUCAAAGAACUGUCCCAGCCUGAAAACCGAACCGGCACUGGCACCCCCGACUCAGAAAGAGCCCGCAAACGGCUUCGCCUUUCGGAGAUGGAAGGAAGUAAUAGUAUCCCAAACACAUCACAGAUGGUUUUAAACACUAUAUGCAACGUUAUUGGGUCAGUUCCAGCCAGCGAACUUGAACUUAUGGAUCCUUCUAUAACGGAUGCUUUCCCCGAGCUUUCAACUGCUGAAAAAGGCAAUACCUUGCUCCUCCUCGGCCGCCUUGCUUGUUCCUGGUCUGGCGGCCUAAUAUUGGAGGAGCGUACAGCGAUAUCUGACACCGUAUAUGGGUGCAGGGUUUGCGACACCGACGAAUGGAAAACCAAGGACACCUUUUGCGAACAAUCAAAGUUCGAUAGAUUGCGCGCAAUGGUAGUUAGCUUAAUUCCGGCACUCCAUGGUUCAGCGGAAUGCCGUAUAGCAGGAAUGCUGGCCUUGCGAAGACUAUUGAUCCAUGACCCCAAAAGCGAGGAUGUGCAACUCGGAACCGGGCCCUAUGGAGAAUUUUGUUUACAGUCUCUUCGUAGCUCGAUACGGGAACUUCGGAUAGCCGCAGGGCAAACUCUGCCAGUGUUUCUACGAGGACCACUUGAGACAGACGCACGCCGAAAUAAUUUCGUCAUAGCAUUAGAAUAUUUACAACGACUUCACGAGAAAAACGAGUUGUCCGUACAGGAAACAUGUAUUAUGGUUCUAGGACGCAUUGCGGAGAUGUCUGGUGACGAAGAGAUGAAUAUUGUUCUUCUCCGCCUCUUGGAGUAUUUGGGCCAUACAAACCCGUUCAUUAGUGGAGUGGCAUACUCUGAACUAAUGAUCGAAGUUGUCAAAAUUGGCCCAACGUCUCGGAUUGACGCCUGCUGCUCUUUUCCGGCCAUUUUGGAGAACGUUGCCCGGCCCCAUAUGGUAGAUCUCUUAUGCGACUUGAUUGGAAUGAAAGUCGAUAGUUUUCUACGCUUGACAGAAGUACACGUUUUGCCGUAUCUUGUCCUGAUGCGCAAAAAGGAUAUUAUAGCUAGGAUUGUGCGAACAUACGAUGAUAAAAGUGUCUUUAGUCUUUGCACCACCAGAGCCAACAUCGCAUCCAUUCUCUCUCUUCUACUAACUCAGCAGUCAACUGAUUUGGAAACAACAAUACCUACCAUUCUCAGUGAAAUAUCCCCGGAUUUCAAAGAUUUGCGCGUCGCGGAUUUAAUCAGAAUGGAGCCGAUCCUGAUCGCUUGUGAGCUUUUGAAAGGAAUUGGUGACUCGGGAGGCAAAGAAUCUCAGCAUCACCGGGCACUGGAACUCGUAGCGUCCGUAACACCUCGGCAGACGAGACACGGGAAUUCGUUCAAGUCAGAUAGCCCGCUGGUUGCCUUUAUUAAAGAGCAUGUCCUUGGAAUCAUCACUGAAUUCGCAAAUGUGAUAAACGAUUUUCAAAUACGGCAAUCAGUAGUUGAGAAGAAACGAAAUAUCAUUGCGAUUGGCCAAAUGAUAACCCUAGCUGGAGGUAAAAUAGCGAUAGCUUUACCACAAACUCGCGAAAGAGCAGUGCAGCUGGUUGAACAUAUAUUAACAAAAUACGAAAACCUUGUCGCCGAUACCUUUUCAACCAUGCCGUCUCUAACAUCGAUCCCAGAAAUGGACGGAUUUUCCAAAAAGAUCUUAGAGUUGAAGAGCGGAAUGGAUGUUCGCAGCCAAUUCGAAACAUUUUGUCUCCGAUGCCAGAGCGAGAACCAGGUCGUCGUUGAGCAGGCCCUCCAAGAGCUAGUCCCACACCUCCAAAAGCAUCAAGAAUUUGUCCAUCGCGCAGCCAUCAAUGAGCAACCGAAUCAGAAUAUUGCCGGCCAGCUGACGCGGGCAUUGCUCGAUUGUUGUGCAAAAUUCAACCCGGCUUCGCAGUCGAUCAUGUCACUUGCGGCCGAAGGCCUCGGAAUCAUAGGAUGCCUAGAUCCAAGCCGGAUUGAUUUGGUUAAAGAGAAGAAAGACAUCUUGGUCUUAUCGAAUUUUGAAAGAAUGGAUGAGACCACAGACUUCGUUUUGUUUUUCCUACAGCAUAUCUUGGUCGAAGCGUUUCUUUCUGCUUCUAACACGAGAUCACAGGGCUUCCUUGCCUAUGCCAUGCAAGCUCUCCUAGAUUGUUGCAACAUGGAUUCGGUCGUACCACCGCGUACUCAAGAUCUUGAAUCAGGCGAUGCAUAUCGUCGUUGGCUGUCGCUUCCGGAAUCUGCACGGAAUACUUUAACCCCUUUUCUCAGCUCCAAGUAUACGGUCACGAUAGGAGCUAUUAGCACGUCCUGCACUUACCCCCUAUUUUCUCCGGACAUGAGCUACCCAGAAUGGCUCCGCACAAUUGUGUUAGAUUUAUUGCAGAAAGGCAAUGACACAAACGCUAAAAUGAUUUUCACCAUCAGUAGUCGGGUUAUCCGAAGCCAGGAUAUUUCUAUCGCAUCAUUCCUUCUCCCGUUUGCUGCUCUCAAUGCCGCCAUUAGCGAUGAAGACAAUGUCCGCUCGGAGAUCCGAGGGGAACUUUCCAAUAUUUUGGAAUACCCUCUGCCAGAAGAUAACCACCAUGCCCAAGAGAACAUACUCAUGUGUAGCGAGAGUGUGUUCAAGGUAUUGGACUAUUUAUCUCGUUGGUUACAAGGAAGAAAAAGGGAGCUCACAAGCUUCUCUUCCAGCCGUGGCCGCAGAGAAUCGUUGAAUCGAUGGAGCACAGAAGUCAAGCGAGUGGAGGCACUACUGUCUUCAAUCCCAGCCGAAGUUAUCUCUCGACGUGCCGUCGAAUGUAAAUCCUACGCUCGCGCGCUCUUUCAUUGGGAACAAUACAUAAGACAGCAGAAAUCUAAAGCAGACAUGGACGCUUCACAGCUCGAAUCACUCUAUCAAAAAUUGCAAGAUAUCUACACGCAAAUCGAUGAGCCAGAUGGCAUUGAAGGUAUCUCCUCUCAUCUACAUGUUCUCGAUAUUGACCAGCAGAUCCUUGAACACCGCAAAGCUGGACGUUGGGUUGCCGCUCAAAGUUGGUAUGAGCUUCAAUUGAAUAAAACACCCGACGACACUGAAGUUCAGCUUAAUCUGUUGACUUGUCUGAAAGAGUCAGGACAGCAUGAUGUCCUGCUCAAUCAAUUUGGUGCUCUAAAAAUCACCGAAGCCACACUACCACGGAUGCUACCAUUUGCCGUCGAAGCAUCGUGGGUAACCAGUAAAUGGGAUCGGCUGGCACAGUACAUCCCAGACCGCUCUAAAACCGGGGCUAUGGAUUUUAAUAUCGGUGUUGGGUCCGCGUUGAUUGCAAUCCGCAAUAACGAUGAACAACUGAAAAAUAAAAUAAAAGAGUUGCGGCUCACUGUUGCGAAAGGGUUAACCUCAAAUUCGGUCUCUUCAUUCCAGUCGUGUCACGAUAGUAUCGCCAAACUCCAUGUCCUUGCAGAGAUCGAUAUCCUAAGCAGCAUCAAAACUGAAACCUCCCGUGCCCACGAGACAUUGUAUGACACUCUAGAUCGCAGGCUAGCGAUUCUUGGGGGCUGCAUUUCGGAUAAGCAAUAUACUCUUGGGGUCAGACGAGCGAUCAUGGAGUUAUCGCCGUCAUUUAAUGAGCUGGACGUUGCUUCAGUAUGGCUGGUCGUUUCCAGGCUCGCACGAAAGGCAAAUUUUACGGAACAGGCAUUCAAUGCCGUUCUCCACGCGGCACAGCUAAAUGACAAAUCUGCGACAAUCGAACAUGCAAGGCUGUUGUGGAAAGAGGGUCACCACAGGAAAGCGAUCAGGACUCUUGAAAGUGCGAUUGCGGCGAACACGUUUGUAUCGUUCGAUAAAAAUCCCGGAGAAUCCGAAACUGCUAGCACCGAUAACCAGCACAAACAGAAUAUGCUAACCGCGCGGGCACAUCUUCUUCUUGCUAGAUGGAUGGAUAGUGCUGGCCAAACUCAGUCAGAUGUCAUAAUUCAAAAGUAUCGACAGGCUAUCAAGUUUCACACACGAUGGGAAAAGGCGCAUUACUACCUAGGCAAGCAUUACGCGAAGAUAUUGGAUUCCGAGAAAGCCAAACCUAUUGGGAAAGAAGCCCAAAUCUAUCUAAGCGGCGAAGCAUCGAAACUCGUGAUUGAUAAUUACUUGCGCUCGCUUGCGCACGGGAACAAAUACGUAUUUCAAACUCUUCCCAAGGCUUUGACGCUCUGGCUCGAGCAUGCAGCCGUGGUGGAUCAGCCCUUUGAUCCGAAACGAGGAGACAACCAGGAGUUCCAGAAACACAAUAAAGCCCAGCGGAAAAAAAGUCUUGAUGAUAUGAAUGCCCAGUUUCGCAAAUAUAUCAACCGAAUUCCGGCUGCCCUGUUGUUUACCAUUCUGCCACAAGUCGUUGCACGUAUAUGCCAUGCGAACAAUGCAGUGUAUAACCUCCUAGCGCAGAUUGUGGUGAAAACGAUCCAUGCCUUUCCCCAACAGGGAUUGUGGACACUUUUGGCUGUUCUGAAAUCUUCGACGAAAGAUCGCGCAUCGCGCGGCUUAACUUGCCUUCAAAAGAUAACGGAGGUUUCAAAAAAACAAAAGUCCGAUAUGUCAGCUGCAGACAUUCGGGCAAUCAUGAAUCAGGGACAAAAGUUUUCUGAUGAGCUUUUAAAACUAUGCAGCGCACCGGUCGAAGAUAGGGUAGUGAAAGUCAGUCUCGUUCGUGACUUGGGUUUCAAUCACCGAGUAGCGCCUUGCCGACUCGUUAUCCCGCUUGAAUCAACUUUGACCCCUAUUCUACCCGCAAAUCAUGAGACAAGUUUUCUAAAAACAUUCCGGGCAUUUCCAAAUGACCCGAUAACAAUAGAGACGGUGCUCGACGAAGGACUUGUUCUUCUCUCAGCCCAAAGACCGCGAAAAAUUAGCAUUCGAGGCUCUGAUGGGAAGGUCUACGGUCUCCUCUGUAAACCAAAGGAUGACCUUCGCAAGGACCAACGUUUAAUGGAGUAUAAUAGUAUGAUCAACCGAUUUUUGAAAAGAGAUUUAGAGUCGAAUAAACGGCGUUUAUACAUCAAAACCUACGCUGUGACGCCCUUGAAUGAGCAAUGCGGUCUCAUCGAAUGGGUCGACGGUUUGCGGCCGUUGAGAGAGAUUGUUACCAAGCUAUUAAAGGCGCGAGGCAUCCUUGUCAACUACAACGAAAUCAGGCAUUACCUUGCAGAAUUGAAUUCUAGCGACUCGAAGCUCUCGCUCUUUUCAAAACUUCUGAGAAGGUAUCCCCCAGUUUUGCACGAAUGGUUUGUGGAGAUGUUCCCUGAACCGUCAGCAUGGUUUGCUGCUCGGCUGGGAUAUACUAGGUCCUGCGCUGUUAUGUCAAUGGUGGGCGCCUCAUUGGGGCUUGGGGACAGACACGGAGAGAAUAUUCUAUUCGAAGAAAGCACCGGCGGCAUACUCCAUGUCGACUUCAACUGUCUUUUCGACAAGGGCUCGACUCUCGAAAUACCUGAGCUAGUUCCAUUCAGACUCACCCAUAACAUGAUCGAGGCAUUUGGAGCAUAUGGGUAUAACGGGCCUUUCCGAAAGACCUGCGAACUCACCCAAGGGCUACUCCGUCAAAAUGAAGACUCCCUCAUGACCAUUCUUGAAACCUUUCUCCACGACCCAACAACGGACUUUAUCGAUAAAAAGAAACGAACCAACCCCCGUGUUCCUGACACCCCAGAGGCUGUUCUUGAGUUUGUCAGAAACAGACUUCGCGGCCUACUACCGGGGGAAUCCGUCCCGCUGUCCGUUGGAGGCCAGGUGGACGAAUUGAUUAUCCAGGCGACGAGUUUAAAGAAUCUAGCAGCGAUGUACAUUGGGUGGUGCGCCUAUUUCUAG